Molecule: messenger RNA, 2328 nt
Organism: Dendronephthya gigantea
Lineage: Eukaryota; Metazoa; Cnidaria; Anthozoa; Malacalcyonacea; Nephtheidae
Exons: 2
Coding region: 6-1919 (637 amino acids)
Source: RefSeq, a predicted model, not a curated record
AGACAAUGGCUUCAUUUGCAUAUCCUACGCUCGCAGUUGUUUCGCUCUUCCUAUCUUUGGCUGUUUUUGCUAACGAAAAUUCAACAUCUUCACCAGGAGGUAAAAAUGUUGCAAUAGACCAGCCAAUGACAAACCUUAAUUUGACAAACACAACGAAUAGAUGCGAAAGCCACAAGCCCAAACUUCGAAUUAGUGAAUCGGAUGUUAAGAAUAUUAUUAAUGCCAUGCAUAAGUAUACUACCAAUGGGGUGGAGAUAGAAUUGACAAUCGACUCAAAGAACGAAACGCGAUCCUUUCCUAAGUAUAAAUGGUCUUGGGCAGGCGAAAUUGGUCGAACAAUUAUUUCAUUGAUAACAUCUGUAGCAGGCAAUAAGUUUUUCUGUUUUACGCUAACACCAGGGAUCGCAAAGGUGAAUGUUGUUGUCUCUGAGUUAACUGACGGAUGUCUGCCAACCGGAAACAAUGGAACUGAACUUGUUUUCAACUUUCUCCUACACCAGCUUUCUCAUUUAGACGACACUCACGAUUAUAAGUUAUGUCACCCUCACGAUGACGAGGACGACUUGAAACAAUAUAACUGUUGCAGAAUAACCACUGGUAACCUCACAAUUUGUGCUGAUUAUGCUUCAAUGCAGAUCGCUAGAGCCAAUGCAUACGUAAGAAUCGUCGCACUUUUCUUGAGUUCUAUUUUAUUCCCUUUAAUCAUACAACAUUUGGGAUCAUCUUCGAUAGUAAAAGAAGAUUAUGAAAUAAGUUACAGUCCAUUAGCGAUUUCAACAAUUUUUUAUACCCUUUUCGUCGCGGGGCGUGGCUUUCCAAUAUCUAUUUUUCGAAGGCUUUUCGUAUGGCUUUUACUUGGAUUACUGCCUUUUAUAAUUUUACCUCUCGUUCCCGCUAUCCUUGUAUCCGUAGCAUUCUUUUGUGCCAUGGUGCCAUUUGAUAUUUUUUACCUAAACGACCCGGAACACUAUUUUGAUGAUCAAAGCUUUAAUAAUUAUAUAUUUACAAUCACUUCUCUUUUUAAUAUUAAACUCUGGUGGAGACUUUUCUGUUCAGUGAUUUUUCGUUUUAAAAGAAAAAGAGCAAUGAUUUUGUGGGCUAUAAUUUCCGUUUUUCUCUUUCCAAUCGUCUACAUUAUUGUUUUUCUUUCCGUUAUGUUAACUGUAGGGCAUGUAAUAAUAAAGAAAUUACGGCCUAGAAAUCCUAGAAAUUGGAUCCAACAUCAUCACCCUCUGUUGCUUGUUGGAAAGUUUUGUUUAUCCUUAUCUGCAGCAAUUUGGUGUAUCUUUACCACUUCCGUUUUCUCGAAUCUUAUUUUCUUAAUGAUUGCUGGUAUUUGUCUUAAUGCACAACUUUACAUUCCAUACCUCAUACCCAUUAUAGCUGUUAUAAUCUAUUCGUUAAAGCAAUGGAGAUUGUCAGUCGAAACAAAGUACUUAGUUCUUAAAAUAAACAUUUACAAAGUAUGCAAGGAAUUAUGGGAAGAGAACAAACCAAAAGGAAUAACCGAAUCACCAAUGUUUCUUGUUGAUGUUACUAAUGGCAAGGUUCCCAAACCUCUCUACAACAUGGCAAGAGAAGCGAUUUUGCCAUUUGACAGAGUCUUCUUCUAUUUCUUUGUCAAAAUAUUUUUGGUUGCAAAUUUCUUUCUUCUUUUAAUUUUCAUGAUUUCCUCAGGCCAAGAAUCUAACAUCUCCGUAACGAUUCAAAUAAUCAGCACAAUUACAUUGAGCACGUUGCCGUUUAUAUUCGAUACUUUAUGGAGAAAAGAUACCUCUGAACAAAAUCAACUCGAUAACAUGAAGCAAAAGAUACAAAUAAGGUCCAUGAUGACACUGGUGGAAAAAGAAGACACCGUAGCAACAAACUCCGGUCAUAAACUGAUGUCUUCAACCAUUAUCACUGUACACAACAGAUAAUAAACGACAUGUUUUCAGUAAACAGAGUUUAUUAUAAAGCUGUCGUUGUCAUGUUGCCGUCCUAAAUUGUAACUGACUAAUUUCGCGCCCGGUGUUUGUGCACUUAUAAAUUCAGUCGUUUUUUUCCCGAAGCAUAACUUUGCCAGUCGGAGGAAAAUAAUCAUCUCAUUAAAUGAACAAGCAAAUUAUCAAAUUGUCAACAUUUUGACUUGUCGCUUUCCCAUACACAAUUCUUAUUGUUAAUAGUGAGCAUGAUUAGUGAGAUUUGACUUUUACUAGUGGUAAACAAACAUUUGUAAAUAAUCUUAUAGUAUCAUAGUAUUUCAUUGUUAGCACAUUGUAUGUAACUGAUUCACAUAUGUAAUCUUUUCUUUUUUUCUAAGUAAGCAACUGCAAAUUACCUAAUAAA